AUGUCUACAUCGAUUAGUUCAAGACUUAAGUGGGGUUUCCUCCCUAAAAGACGUAUCGUGGAUGAAGAGCCAUCUGGAACCAUAGUCGCACAAUCUGCAGAACUGGAACUGGAUGUUGAUGACAAGGCUAGUGAAGAUGUCAAUGCCAAGGAAACUGAAGACAAUUUACAAGAAAAGAAGGUUCAACCAGAGCUCGAAUCUAAGGAAUUGCAACUUGAAUACCGUGAUGAAAAAAAUCGUAGAUGGUGGAACUUUUUCGAUGAGUACGAAUAUCGUGUUCAAACUUCCACCAAGAAAAAGCAAAAAUGGUUCAAAUGGUUUCAUGAAGAUGAUACUCCAGAAGAAAGAAGACUUAUUCUUAAGUUGGACAUUCUUCUUGCCUUCUAUUCUCUUGCCGCCUACUGGGUCAAGUACUUGGAUCAAACUAAUUUGAACAAUGCCUAUGUUGCUGGUUUAAAAGAAGAUCUUGGUAUGAAGGGUAACGACUUGGUCAACACCCAAGUCAUGUUCACCAUUGGUAACAUUGUUUUCCAAUUGCCAUUUAUGUACUUAUUGUAUGGUGCUCCGCUCUCGUAUAUCCUCCCAUCCUUGGAUAUCGUUUGGUCGAUCAUCACCAUUUGUUUGUCUCAAGUCCACACUGUCCCUCAAUUGAAGGCCCUUCGUUUCCUUAUUGGGUGUCUUGAAUCUCCGCUGUAUUUUUCAUACCAAUUUCUUUUUGGUAGUUGGUACAAGUCUUAUGAAUGUUCUCGUAGAUCCAUGAUCUUCUACUUGGGUCAAUAUCUUGGUCUUUUGACCAGUUCCUUGUUAUCUGGUUCCAUUGUUCGUACUUUGAACGAUGCCAGAGGAAUGGCGCUGUGGCGUUGGAUUUUCAUCAUCGAUGGGGUCAUUUCCAUUGCUGUGGGUGCCAUUGGUUACUAUUCCAUCCCAGGUACCCCUCGUGAUUGUUACUCGAUCUUUUUAACCGAUGAUGAAAUCAGACUUGCUAGAAAGCGUCUUGAAGUUAACCAAACUGGUUCAAGACCAGAAACUGGUAAAUCCGAAGAACCAAUGUAUAAAUCUUUCCUUUCAUUGGAUCUUUGGAAAUCCAUUCUCAAUUCUUGGGAAAUCUAUGUUCUUAUUGUGUUUAACGUUUUCUGUUGGAACAACAAUAACGGUACUUCUGGUGCUUAUCUCUUGUGGCUUAAGGCUCAAGGUUACACUGAAGGAAGACUUCAAGAUUUGGGUGCAUUGACCCCAGGUUUGGGUCUUCUUUGGCUUUUCCUUAUUUGUACAUAUGCUGAUCUUUUCAAGUCUAGAUGGCUGGCUAUCAUCAUUUCACAAGCAUUGAACAUCACCGGUAAUGCACUUCUUGCUGCUUGGAAUAUUCCAAAGGGAGCCAAAUGGUUUGCCUGGUGUCUUCAAUACUUUGGUUGGGCCAUGGCUCCAGUUCUUUAUUCUUGGCAAAAUGACAUUUGUCGUAGAGAUGCUCGUAAACGUUCUGUCAUUCUUGUUUCGAUGAAUAUUUUAGCGCAAACAACCACUGCAUUCAUGGCUGUCAUUGUAUGGAAGACUGUUGACCAACCACGUUAUCAAAAGGGUUUCAUUUUCACCGCUUGUUGUGCUGCAUCUCUUUCCCUUUGGACUUUUGUAGUCUUAUGGUUCUACAAGAAGGAUGAGAAAAAGACUGCUGCUGAAAGAGGAAUCAUUGUCUACAAUUCUGCUAUAGAAGAACUUGAUCCUGCCAAGUUGGAAAAGCGUCAAGAAGAAGUCAUUUAA
[Candida] anglica is the source of this 1755-nucleotide messenger RNA. Lineage: Eukaryota; Fungi; Ascomycota; Pichiomycetes; Serinales; Debaryomycetaceae. The record is from the annotation of a GenBank genome assembly.